AUGACGAAAACUCUACUUGACAUGCCAGAUGUGGCAAUGACCGAAAUUAUGAGUUACUUGGAUUACAUGACCAUUCAAAACACGAGAAAAACUUGCUGGAAGCUGCGAAACUUUUUGGAAGCUGUGCAGUUCGACCCACGUAUUCGUUCCAUCUCAUUUUAUGAACGAGAGGAUCGAAUCAUUGCAACAAUGAGUACUGAAAAAGUUUGGAAUGGCAUGGAAGGGAGAUCAGUGCGAUUGCAAUACAUGACAAAAGAAGACGGGUGUAAAGUCACAUGGCAACCUACACGACACGAUCAAAAAGUAACAAUAGUGAAGAAUGAACACUACAAGGAUGUUUUUUGGAGAGACUUGAAAAUUUUACUGACCAGCGUAAGAACAACGCUAAGAAGUUUUUCUGUUACUACACAUAAUUCCAUUCAUCAAAACGUUUUUGCAACUAAACUCGAAAAAAUUCUAAAACUGAGAAGAGAAGCUAUUCAAGUCGAGACUAUCAGUAUUGAGGCAUUCAAUCCGACUGAAGUGGCUCAAAUUCUGCAGUGUUUUGAUUCGAAGCCCUUGGUUUGGCUUGUGAUAAACAAUACACAAAGUACAGAUGCUGUAAUGGAUAUUACCGAAAUUGUAAGAUUGGAUCAUUGGAAGCAAACUAAACAUAUCACAAUGGAUUCGUGGCGUUUUCCUUCAGUACAAAUGAAACACUUUGCACAUUUUCAAAUUUCCGACAUUCAUUAUACAAAUUUUAUUGCGCACAAGAUCAAGAUUGUAAAAGAGAUGUUUCUCCAGUCAACAGAGUACGAAAAAACUGUUAAUUUCAAUACUAAUAUUCUACAGCAAAAAGACAAAAUUCUUCAAGCGCUAGGAAGAAAUAUCGACUUGCUCGAGGACACCACAUAUUUGUAUUUUAAUACAAAACAUAAUUCUAACAACGUGCUUUUUAUAAAUGUAGACAUUAGUGACAACUGUAUAUCCUUUUCCUUUAUUAAAAAAUCAGAAGUUCCAAGUAACGUUGAGGUUGAGUAG
Molecule: messenger RNA, 1020 nt
Organism: Caenorhabditis remanei
Lineage: Eukaryota; Metazoa; Nematoda; Chromadorea; Rhabditida; Rhabditidae
Exons: 3
Coding region: 1-1020 (339 amino acids)
Biological process (GO): innate immune response
Molecular function (GO): protein binding
Source: RefSeq, a predicted model, not a curated record